Molecule: messenger RNA, 1086 nt
Organism: Pungitius pungitius (ninespine stickleback)
Lineage: Eukaryota; Metazoa; Chordata; Actinopteri; Perciformes; Gasterosteidae
Gene: bcl2l16
Product: BCL2 like 16
Exons: 3
Coding region: 56-721 (221 amino acids)
Biological process (GO): extrinsic apoptotic signaling pathway in absence of ligand; regulation of apoptotic process; intrinsic apoptotic signaling pathway in response to DNA damage
Cellular component (GO): mitochondrial outer membrane
Molecular function (GO): protein heterodimerization activity; protein homodimerization activity
Source: RefSeq, a predicted model, not a curated record
ACCAGUGUGACUGCAAUACUUACAGACACACAGCCACCUUCUCUUUUACCAGUGUAUGUUGAGGACGAGUCCCUCUUUGUGGUCAGUGAAGUGGCGGUUGGAAGCGACCAUGUGUCAGUCGGAGGAGCCGGGGACCAGGCUGGGCCUCAACAGUCCUGACCUGCUGGUGAGGGAGGCUUUUCUGAUGGCCCACGACUACAUAGACUAUGUGACCUCAGGGGGGGCAGAUGGCUCCAUGGCUCCUGCUCCAACAGCCUGCACCGCAGCUCUGCGCCAUGCCGGAGACGAGCUUCUCACCCGCUUCCCCAUCUUCUUCAGGCGGUGGCCGCGUGUCUUCCAGGACGUGGCGGAGAACACGGCCUGCCCCAUGCUCGUGAGCAUCCUGGACGAGCACUUCUUCGCCCCAGUCCCUGGGGGACGGCGCCGAGACCUGGCCUGGAGCGCUGUGUUAUCGGUGUAUGUGCUGGCUGGCCAGAUGGCUCUGCAUUGCCAUGAACGGGACAUGGCAGCGGUCCUGCCACAGCUCAAACAGCAUGUGGGGGCCUAUGUAGAGAAGGUCAUCUGCCCCGAGAUACGAGACAAGGGAGGAUGGAGUGGUUUUGUGUCCCGCUUUGGAGAGAAGCAGGGGCUGGAACGGCAGGUGAAGGCGGCGUGCUGUUGGACCUUAUUGGCUUUCACCACGAGCAUCAUCACUUACCUCUUGUGGAAAAGAAUGGUUUAGCCAGCACUGCCACCUAGAUCACAGCAAGAACUAGAAACCAACAAGCUCAAGAUUAAAAUGAGAUUCUAUGGAGAUAUUGUGUCCUCUUGUUCUGUAAACAAAAUCAGCAAAUAAGUGUAUAAAGCUUGUUGACAGUCAUUCAUAUUCUUGCCUAAACAUUUCAGGUAGAAUGCAACUCUGCAGUAUUUUAUGAAUUCACAUGUAGUGCAAAAAUAAUCCUAGAACGUGGUGCAUUUAUACACAAGAUACAUGCAUUUGGUCAAGUCCAUUUCCAGCUCCACUCUAGUUCAUCCUGAUUUGUAUGAAUAGCUGGAGUUACAGGAGCCAUUGUCAUCUGUAUUUAAGCAAAUGUAAGUAGAUCGCAG